AAGCUCCAAACACCAUUGGUCCCUGUAGCCACCAUGCUCCAAGUUGCUGUCCAUUGUGUCCGUAUUCUCCUAAUCCAUUCUAGCCAAGAAUUCUCUCUCUUCUCAUCAAGCCAAGAAUUCUCUCUUCUCACCAAGCCAUGUACUUUGAGCAGAGCAGCCGCUGCUCAGCCACAAGCUCCGCUGCGGUCCACGUGUCGCUAUUGUGUUACGACACAUCGCGCGCCGCCAUUGGUCCGGAACAGAGCCCCAAAAAGCGAGCUAUAUCCAAUCUUGGAUCGAUGGCUAGAGAGAUUUGUGGCGCAGCUGCUUCCGGUUCCUCCUAUUUACUUAGCUUGUCAAAACACAUUACUCACUAGUAGCGUACACUACCACAGCUAGCAAUGGAGACCUCGUGCUUCCUUACCUCCAAUGCCUCGCCGGUGAAGAGCAUGGUGAUGCCGUCGCCGGCCGGCGUCGUGAAGGCCAGGCCGCACGUGCUCUUCGGCGGCCGGCGAGCGGCGAGCUCGUCGGUGACCACCUGCUGCAGCUACAACGGCGAGGGCGCGGCGCCGGCGAUCGACCCGGACUGGCGGUCGUUCAGGGCGCAGCUCUACUUCAACGAGCAGUACGCGAAGAGCGUGAACCCGGCGGUGGCGGCGGUGAGGGCGACGGCGACGACGCCGGAGCCGGUGAAGAUCGGCGACAAGUGGGCGCACCCGCUAGUGGAGCCGGAGAAGGGGUGCCUGCUGAUCGCGACGGAGAAGCUGGACGGGUCGCACAUCUUCGAGCGCACGGUGGUCCUCCUCCUGUCCGCCGGCGUGCUGGGCCCCGUGGGCGUGAUCCUGAACCGGCCGUCGCUGAUGUCGAUCAAGGAGGCGCAGGCGGUGUUCGCGGAGACGGACAUCGCGGGGGCGUUCUCGGGGCGGCCGCUCUUCUUCGGUGGCCCGCUGGAGGAGUGCUUCUUCCUGCUGGGGCCGCGGGCGGCGGCGGCGGGGGACGUGGUGGGGAGGACGGGGCUGUUCGACGAAGUGAUGCCCGGGGUGCACUACGGGACGCGGGAGAGCGUGGGGUGCGCGGCGGAGCUGGUGAAGCGCGGCGUGGUCGGGGUGAGGGACUUCCGCUUCUUCGACGGCUUCUGCGGGUGGGAGAGGGAGCAGCUGCGCGACGAGGUGCGCGCGGGCUUGUGGCGCGUGGCGGCGUGCAGCCCCGCCGUGCUGGGCCUCGCCACCGUCGUCAAGGGCGGACUCUGGGAGGAGGUGCAGGGCCUCGUCGGAGAGAGGAGGGUGUGGUGACUGAUUACUUCUCAAGGGUGACCAUUAUGUAAUUAAUUAAUUAAUUAAUCUCUUAAUUAACUCGCAAGUAAAGUAUUUACUCCUUUCAGAUUAAUGAUUUUAGGCUUUUAGUCAUCACGGUAGGUUUAAAGAGGGUUGUAUUUGUAUACUCUGUAUCUUGUACUCUUAUCGUUUUGCCCACCACUACGCGAACACACCUCGAUGCCCUUCUCGUCUCCAA
Messenger RNA from Oryza sativa Japonica Group (Japanese rice), 1491 nucleotides. RefSeq lists its product as uncharacterized. The record is from RefSeq and is a predicted model, not a curated record. Lineage: Eukaryota; Viridiplantae; Streptophyta; Magnoliopsida; Poales; Poaceae.